Messenger RNA from Eupeodes corollae, 1875 nucleotides. RefSeq lists its product as uncharacterized. The record is from RefSeq and is a predicted model, not a curated record. Bases 1317 to 1730 code for a protein of 137 amino acids. NCBI's taxonomy places the organism in Eukaryota, Metazoa, Arthropoda, Insecta, Diptera, Syrphidae. The transcript is spliced from 2 exons.
UGGUGGGGUUGGUUGGACCACCAGGAAAACGCACGGACAAAAUGGAUGGGCCAUUUUCAAAAAGUAUUUUAAUUCCUAUGAUUUUUAUUAAUUUUAUAUUAACAAUAGGAAUUAUUUCAUGUCGGAUAGUUUUUUUAACUACCACGGCAACACCGCCCCCUUUCUUUCAUCUCUAUCGAGACGAUAACAAAAAUAAUUUUUGUUACAUAGUUUAUCAUUAAAGGAAAGCCAAGGUUCAGAUAAUAAACCUACAUCAACAUCAUGCUUAUUAAGAAAAGCAAACAAUUCUAAUUGUUUUCAUCGAAUGCUUUUAGUAUUCCAACAUAUAAUUUUCACUGAUGUUCUAUUCAUUACUAUACAAAUACUUAACAGCUAAUUGUGCAAUUGUGUUAAACUGAUCUGCUCUCGAUCUACAACUAUUCAGCAAAGUUAUCAUCUCUGCAGGAAGCUUAUUUAUUUCUUCCAUUUAAAAGAGAUCCUCAGAAUUAUUGCUAACAAUGUUGUUGGCCCAUGUUCCAAACUCAUUACAGGCCGACUCCACUAGAGAUAAUUUCUCUCAGAAUACUCAUCCUGACAUGAAAAGUCUAAUGGAGUCGCGUUGUUUCAUCUUAUGAUAUGAUGUUAGCGAUCUCUCUCUGAUAUUUUGUCUUGACAUCGAUGUCUGAUAUCAAAUUUGACGUUUGAGUUUUUUUUUCCUUUUUUGUGUGUGGAUGACAUCUCAAUUUCAUUAUUUUGUGUGUCUCAAACCAACAAGUAUUUAUUUGGCGCGAACAAAAAAAAAAAAUUAUCGUGUUAAAAAAAGUCGGCAUUUGCAGUUUUUUUUUAUUAGAUUCAUAUAUUUAAAAGGAUUAAAUCAGGUAAUAACACAUUUUUAUACGAAAUGCGUUUUUGACAAAUCCUUUUAAACAGCACAAUCAUGAGUGAGUGGAAACUUUCCCAGAAUGAAACCAAGCUCCUGAUAAACUUGUACAGCGAAAAGGAGUGCUUGUGGAACUACAAGAGCAACCUAUACAAGAGGAACGAUUUGAAGAACAAAGUUUGGGCAUCCAUAUCCCAAGCAAUGAACAAGGACGUGUUCGAUGUUAAAAAAAAGUUAAAAAUCUUCGCUCAGCUUAUGUGGCUAAAAAAAAAAAAUUACAGAUUCUCAACAUUCUGGUGCUGGAAACGAGGAAGUUUAUGAGUCUCACCUUUUUUAUUUCAGUGAGUUUUCAUUCUGCGUAAAGCACAGAACAAUUUCUCACUGGUAAGUAAUAAACAACUUCAUAAAAAUUAUAAAUGAACAAAAAAAAAUGUAGAACGAUACACUUGAGAGAGCUAUGGAGGCUGUAAAGACUGAAGAGGCUGUGGAGGGUGUGCAGGCCACUGCUGAUGUUCUUGGUCUUUCCCAAUCAACAUCUAAACGAAUGCAAAUAGCAUCGACGAGGCAGUCAUCGGGCUGGCGAGGGGGAUCCACAUCAUUAUCGAGCGCCCGAAGUGCAAGAUACGCGGACGCCAUAGCUGCCAUUGUACAAAGUACAAAUUCUCGGCCAGAACGAAAAACUAAAUAUGAAAGUUUUGGUACCAGUGUGGCCAGUCAGCAGAAGCUAUGGCUGAAUUACAACAAGUUCUGUCAAGGCAUGUCGCUACAGCGAAGAAGUAUAGCUUCGCACUCAUCCUUAUCAAGCUCAGUGGAAGGAAGUGAUCUUCUUCAAAGUGCAAUGAUAAACUCAGAUUUAUUUGAUCAGUUUUAAAAAUUAUUUUAUCUUUAAAUUCUAGCAAUAAUAAUUUAACUAUAAAUAAGUGAUUUUGAAAAAUUGUGUUCAUUGUAAAAAAGCAAAUGUGUAUCAAAGUGUCGUUAAUAGAAUUACCUUAUACAAAAUAAAUUUAUACCACCUA